AUGAAAUUAGGAUUAACAUGGAAAUAAUAUUAUUUUAUAAUUUAUUAUANUUAUGAUAGUUUUAAAUUAGCUGUGAGAUAUCAUAAUGGAAGUAUAACAGCUGAAGCUAUUUACAGUUUCUUUUUUAGUGGGAUUGCUAAACUAUUCAAUCUAAUUUAUGUAAAAUAUUCAAUUUAAUCAUUUAUAGGAUUCAUUGAAUCGAUGUAGAUUGAAGAGACAUAAUCUUAUUUUAAAUUGUUUUGCAUCAUUUUCAUUAUGUUUAUGUUGUCUUUGUGAGAAUUUCAUUAUGUACAUUAACAAUUAUGCAUUCGUUUAUAUUGUAAUGACAUCAGCAGAUUACUUUGAAUCAAGCAAGGCUGUUCAUUUUACUAUCAAAAGAAAUAAUUAAGAUUUUGAGACUCUUUCUGGAUUAGGGGAACAAUUUACUCAUUAUAGUAAAAUGUUCAUAUUUCUGGUUACUACCUUUGGAACAUUUAUUUAUGUUAAAGAAUAAACAGAUUUUACACUUCAAUUGUAUACUUUUGUUAUAAUUGCAUUUAUCACAUUGUCAAUAGCCACAUUAUUUAUGGAUAUGUUUGGACAAAGUGCAGAUGCCUUAAUUUUAGCAUACUUUACUGAUUGUGAAGUGUAGAAGUAUCAUUUUGGACUUGAUGAGUGUGGUUCAUGUCCUCCAUAAAUAAAGGAUUAAGUAUAAAAUAUAAGGGAAAAAUAAAAGAUUUACUAUGGUUGA
Molecule: messenger RNA, 730 nt
Organism: Paramecium sonneborni
Lineage: Eukaryota; Ciliophora; Oligohymenophorea; Peniculida; Parameciidae
Source: the annotation of a GenBank genome assembly